ACCAGAUUUUACAGUAUUAUUGUCGUAUAUAGUAUUUGGAUUCAUUCAGUCGCGACCAUCACAACUCUAGCGACGGAUCAUCCAGAUUUUUUUAAAUUAUUGAAUUUGCAAUGGACGACCAUCACGUUUAUGAUACCAACUUCACCGAAGAGAUUAACAAUAAGAUGCAAGUGCCUAAGAGCAUUCGGGUGAAUGGAGAUGUUUCUAAUUUUCGUUCGACAAACUACUAUGCUGACGAUAACAGCCGAUUUGGUGACAAUUUUGAUAUGAGGGUUCCAGAAAAAAUUAUUCUUAUAGGUAAUAAUCAGCAUCAAGGAUCUUCUUCAAAACCAAGAGAAUUUGUUAUUGAUGAUUUGAUCAUUCCUCAGCCACCAGCUGAAGAAUUUAUUCGUGUUCAGACUCCRCCACAGAAAAUCACCAUGUCAAGACAUUAUUUCCCUUCUGUGUUAGAUGAUUUUGAACAGAAAUCCACAUCUAUUGAGCAAAGCGAAGAAUUGAUUCCAAACAAUACUGAACCUUCUGAAAUUAAUGCAGUGCAAAUAGAUCCCAAGUAUUAAAAAUAUUUUAAYGAUAAUAUAACAAAAUUCACAUCUCUCUGAGAUGAAAACUUUAUAUUACUUGAAUAUGUAUUUUAAAUAUUUACUCAAGGCAUCUGU
This is a messenger RNA of Diuraphis noxia (Russian wheat aphid), 656 nucleotides long. RefSeq names its product transport and golgi organization 11 (gene Tango11). Lineage: Eukaryota; Metazoa; Arthropoda; Insecta; Hemiptera; Aphididae. The record is from RefSeq and is a predicted model, not a curated record.